Stylonychia lemnae is the source of this 2352-nucleotide messenger RNA. The record is from the annotation of a GenBank genome assembly. NCBI's taxonomy places the organism in Eukaryota, Ciliophora, Spirotrichea, Sporadotrichida, Oxytrichidae.
AUGAAUUCAAUGAGAAACUCUUAAAUAGCCUUAGAAGAUACUCAAUAAAUUAAGCAUUCUCCAAAGAGACUAUAUACUUAAGGAGGUAAUCAUAACUAAAGCAAUAUGGGCAGAAUCGGAGCUCAGGGUUCAAUUCACGAAGUAGACUUAUUUAAGUUAGCAGUUAGGCAGUUAACACCACAAGAUUAUCAGCAUCAUCUGUCCUUUAUUCUCAAUAAAGUCAAUAAAUUAGAGAAUAGUAAUCACCACAAUUCAAGUAUGGAUAAUCCAGGGCAAGGCAGGAAUGCUUUGAAACUUGAAACUAUAAAACUAUAUUAUAAAGUUUGGAGUGGCUACACAAAGUACCUUAAAAACCAGGCUCAAGAUAAAAAGCGUAUAGUUAUUUGUCCGAUCCUGGGAACCUUCAUACCUCAAAGCUAGCUAAACAGCAUUAUGAAAAGUGAUAAUGCCAAUAACAAGGCGAGUACUCCAGAAGAUGAGUAUCAGUAAAUACUAUCUUUUGAUGAAGACAAAAAUCAGAUCAGCUUUGUACCUAACUCUGAGUUCAUUGAAAACCUUAAAUUACAGUACGAAGAGGACUAGCAUAAAAUCAAUCUUAAUCCGUACUUUAAUAUGGAAUAAGCUAUGAAAAUGGAAAAGGCAGUAAAAAUUCAUCUUAGAAUGGGAUUUUUAAAGAUCAGAAAUUCUUAACUAAUGUUUGAGUAAGAAAUAUCUGAUAGUCAUAAUCUCUAUAUCUAGAAAUUUAAGAAAGCAGAGUAUGUUUCAUAGCAGAAAAAAGUCAGAUUAGCUAAGUAUGUCAAGUGCAGUGAGCUUCGUUCAGUCAUCGAGGAGAUAGAUUGUAAAUUAAUUAAUAAAUAUAGUCUAUAGGUCAACAACUAUUUUUAGAAAAAUGGUAGAUUAAAUCAAACUCAAAGAGCAUCUACUCAUAAUUUUUCAGCAGAUACUCAAACUCAGAAGCCUGUAAAAAAAGUUACAACAUUUUAUAUUAUAAUGUAGGGAUCUUCGCAUUACAGUUCAGUUUAAGGAGAUUAAACUUACAUGAACAUGUCUAAUCCGAAUCCAUAAAAAGGCUAAACGAAAUACAACAAGCUGAGCUAUUCGCAAAUCCAGGAAAUCAAUAGGUAAAACGGUAUAUCUGUCCCAGGCUUUCCAGGUUUAUUUUAGAAUGGGGUUUACACUAGAUUUGGAAAAAAGGUAUGCUUUGACGGGUUACCAACCUAUAAAGAGACUCUGAAUGAGUAAUUGAAUCAGAUGAGUCACAAGGUAACUUAAAGGGACCAAAGCCAUCAUAGUAACAGAGAAGCAGACAAUCAGUUGAUAAGAGACCUCAAGGAGCAAUUGGUUCGCGAUCGAAAGUAAAAGUAUGAGUUAUUGAUAAAGAUGAGAGGCGACUUUGUAAAGGAAAACACACAGAGAAGGCAGGAAAAGCUAGAUCGAGAAAGAGAAGAAAAACGGGGCUUUUAGGAGUUUAAGAUCGACUUUUUUCCCUUCACUCAUGGAGAAUAGAUUGAAAACAGAAGACUGUUAGAAAGAGAAGAACAAAAGGAGGAACUUUAAACAUAUCUGAAUAAAACCUCAAGUUAAAAUAUUAAUGCUGGCAAGAGUUCAGCCAAGAGUCAUAAUAGAUCCUGGCUCUCUUAGGAUAAACAUGACUCUUAGUUCAACAAUUCAAUGAACGGAAAGGUGUCCACUGAUUACUUGACAUAGUAUCCACAAUUCCUCAGGCCUAAUAAGCACUAUCCACAUAGAAGAACUGACGAUUCCCAUGUUAAAAAUGCAAUGGAGGUUGCACUAGAGAAAUAUGAAAAGGAUUUGAUGAGUUAGGAAAAGACUAAGCAAAAGGAACUAGAUGAGAUUAAGACUCAAGUCUAGAAAGAGCAAAGUCAAAUGAAGGCUAUGCUAAUCAGAAAAGAAAAGUAAAUUGAAGAGAAUAAAAGACUUUUGGAGUUAUAAAUUGAAGAAAAAGCACAAAGAGACAAGCAAGAGAUUCAGCGCUUGAAGGAAAAGGUAAGAACUAAUAUGGGGCCGGAAGAGACUGAAGAUAAAUACCUCUCUCAAAUAGAAAAGGAAAAGAAGUCUUAGAAUAUAGUUGAAAGCGCACUCAAAAAGUAGAUGGAGGAGAAAUCUAAGAGGAACUAGGGGAGGAAGGUUUAGGAGAGAUUUGAAGAACUUUAGAACUUGGCAUCUGCUUCACAAGUAUUAAUGAUGGAGAGAAAAGAUUAGGUUAGCAAGGAAAAGCAGCAGAAAUAGCUCUAUAAAAAGGCUUGGCAGUAAUAGAUGAAAAUUAAGGAACAGGAAAAGUUAAUAUAGAAUGAAUUAUUGACUGGCAAUCAAUUUAUGAAAAAGUUUUGA